AUGGCCGCAGGAACCACUUACUGGGCAGCUCCUAAGAAACUCAAUCUUGAAGGCAACGUCAGCGAAAACUACCGCAAGUUUGACGAACAUUGGGCUCUUUUCAAAAAGACGGAAUUGAAAGGGAAAUCUGAGGAAGAACGAUGUUCCUACUUUCUACUAUGUAUCAGCGAGAAAGGACGCGAGGUCCACCAAACUCUCACCUUCCCAACGCCAGAAACCGAAGCCGGCGAAGGUGAUACGCUAGUUUGGAAGCGAACGACACAACAACUGAGAACCGCCUUCAAACAGUACUGUAACCCCAGAAAAAAUAUCACAUACGAGCGCCACAAGUUUAACAUUCGAGACCAAGCAGAAGAUGAGACGAUCGAUCAAUACGUGACUGUACUACGAACUUUAGCUGCGACUUGUGAAUUCCAAACCCUCCACGACGGUCUUAUACGCGACAGAAUCGUCUGCGGCAUCAAGAACCAAAGCUUAAAAGAGCGUUUGUUACGUGAAACGGACUUGACUUUAACAAAAGCAGUCGACAUCUGCAGAGCUGCUGAAGUAUCUCGAAAACAAGUAAAGGCUCUGGGCGAUAAGUCUCCUGUGAACGUAGACGCACUACACCAAGGUGGUCAACGUGAUACACGCCAGCAAAAACCACGCGAUACAAAACGGGAACGUCCCAGAUAUCAAAACAAGAAAAGCUGUGGGAAUUGUGGCAGAUCUCACGAACUGAAGCAAUGUCCCGCAUACGGUAAAACAUGCAACAGUUGUGGUAAAAGUGGACAUUUUGCAAAGUUAUGUCGUUCCAGCAAGAACCGACCAAACUCUCAUCACAACUCUCAUGUCCAACACCUCGAACUAGACGGUGACACCUCAGAUCACGGUAUCGACGAAGUACAAGGCAAUAUACACGGCUCAACAAACGAACACGCGACGCUAAAAAUCAAUAAUAAACCUAUUCAAGUUAAACUCGACUCUGGGGCUGAGACAAACAUUUUAACUAAAUCUGAUUUUGAGAAA
Messenger RNA from Paramuricea clavata, 1008 nucleotides. The record is from the annotation of a GenBank genome assembly. Lineage: Eukaryota; Metazoa; Cnidaria; Anthozoa; Malacalcyonacea; Plexauridae.